UCGUCGGAGGUGGUGAAAGACAAUUCCCUCGGAAACUGUGCGCCAUUCCGGAUAAAGGUCUCGUUGGAAACUGUGCCCAGCCAAACACUUCUGGGGCGCAGGAGAGCUAAAACUGGGAAAGCUCCAAGUAUAUGGCGAGCGAGUGGAGGUGAACAAAGAAGUUCUAUGGAUAAUGAUAAGAACAUGGGCGAACGACGCAGCUGGCAAAGCUCCCGACGGCGAUAUGACUCGAUAUCAGACGAUACAGACUCGGAUUCCUCCCGGUCGCAUAAAAGAACGAGGAAAACAUAUGACUCGGACUCCAUCUCCUCCAGUUCGAGCUCUUACAUCUCCAGAAGAAGAUCUAGAUCUCGGUCUGUGUUAUCCAGCAUAUCCCAGUCGUCAUCAGGGAUCUUGUCGUCCGCGGACGAUUCGCUAUCCGAUUCCGAGACAUCGAUAACAUCGGAGGAGCGUCGAGACCGACGCAAAUCCAGCAGCCGAGAAUCGUACGAUCGCUCGCGACGAACAUCACAGAAGGUGACACCGUCGCCUGAGGAAGUACGUCACAGAUCACAUUCUGCACCACUGGCCGGCCUACACCCGGUGCCGAUACCAGCGGAGGCGGUAGAGAACUUCCCAUCCCCAGUCUUGGAACCGGAACCCUCCGUUGCGCAUCCAACAGAUGAAGCGUUGGACGCCAGCAGGAAGGGUCUCGCGCAGAACCUCCGCACGACGCACGCGGUAUUGAUGCAGUACGGCCUCCUGAACGCCGACGGACUCCCAUUUCCCAUUUCCUCCGAAAACCUCGCACAGUAUAUCGAUAUCCAGUCCGAGCGAAUGGGACGGGGCGAGAUACAGCUCUCGUCACUGAAAUGGUACCUCCACUCCAUGCGUCGCAUGCACAUUGAGAAUGGGUGGGAGUGGGACGGGGUUCGCAAGACAAGUUUGGUGGUUGCGGCUUGGGAAACGGCCAAAAAGCUCUCGCAUCAGGGAAAGCGAAUUCGCGCGAUGCAGGGCGCCCCUCCACGAAAGCGGGGGAAGAAGGGCAGUCUGAAUGACGUGAAUGCGCCGCCGUUGAAGCCGGAGCCUGUUCGUUUGUCAGCUCCAUCUGCCUCCUUGGACAUCCCCGGUUCUUCCGGUACCCCGACCGAAAGGGCUAGGAAACUAGCUCAGCUCGGUACCCUCGUUGCCCGAGACGAAAUUACCACAGUGCCUGCCGCCGGGUCCACUGUUAAAACGAAAGGGCGGUCGAAGGAUGCACUAUCUCGGCUGGCCGAGGAGGAACGUCCGAUCGAUGUUGGGCAGCCUGUGCCGCAUAAGCACACUCCUACCACCUCCGGCGGCAGUUCGUUGCUUUCUGAUGGGGACGACGUCGCGGGGAGUGGCUCGGACGUGACCAGCGAGGACGGGGAUCACACGACACGUACCGGGCCUGCUGGAACCGAUCCGUCUCCGCGAUCGAAACAUAUAGGCCUUCCAUCCGACUCCGUUACGAUGCCAAGGGGUGUCAAAUUAUGGAAUCGACGAGAUGGCAGCGCGAAGGAUGCAGCGCCUGGUUCCGCUUACCCUCCACGCGCCCCGUCUGCGUCUCCUGGGAGAAGGUCGAAAGGCACGAUGCAGAGCCUGACGGAUAGGCCGGUGCUCUCACACCGUGCUUCGUCGAAGGGAGAUGGUGAGCGUCCCGCUGUAGCCGGCAGAUACAUGCCCGAUCACAUGGAGUUCUCAAGCAGGCACGGGAGUUUCGAUUAUGCCCAUCGGACGGGUUUUGAAGAAGAUGAUGGGAAAGGUGCGAGAAGAGGAGGGUUCCCAUAUCCUUCCAUUCUCCUUGGGAAGCGCAGCAGUUCCUCAUUCGACCAAUCCAUACCGGGAAUCUGCAACGACGAACUGGACGCCAUCAUCCGAGAAGCACGCAGCUCGCUGGACACCUGGAGUCGCGAAUCCGGAACAACGUCCCGAUCUCGCACGCGGAGUGGCGCGGAAAGCCGGUCGGGUUCAGCUCGACCUUGGUUGCCCAGAGCGCAAGGCUACUCCCCUUACCCCUACUACUCCCAGCCUGACGUGUCACCCUCAAACGACGUGGGAGCAUCAGAUACAGGCGAAUCGCACAGACGGCCCACCUCGUCGUCUGACGCGCGACCAACCCCCUACUCCCACCCGAAUCAUUACGAUCCGGCUGCGUGGCGAAACCCUUACCCAUAUUCGCACCCUUACGCGCCCCCACACCACCCGUACCCACAGGAACACCGACCUCCACUCCACUCGGAAAUCAGCGCCGGAAGCAACUCCACAGGCGUCACGUCGCAAGACAGUGUCGUCUUUCCGCAGGGUGAGGUGGACACGCGGCGGCCCCACGACCCCGUCCGACGAUACUCAAUGCGCAGCGAUUCGCCGCACAGUCCGUCCUCGACACGCCGACGCAGCUCCUUUGGAUGGCCCCCGCAGGACGGAAACGCGCACCCUUAUUACCCGUACCCUCACUACGGGCACGGAUACCUCCCGCCUCCACCUCCGCCGGGAUGGCCGUCGUACCCACCGCCCACUGCUUCUGGGCACUACCCAGGCCCGCACCCGCCUUGGCCGUCGGACUAUGACGGUCGAGGACAUGUUGAAGAGAGAGACGGCGGACACGGUCACGACGAAACAAUGCUGAACCGCGCCCCCUCUGUCCGAAGCGCACCGAGGCCGAGUCCCGAUAAGCAGGCCCAACGAUACGCUCAACCACAGAAAACGGGUUCCGAGCCCAAGGACAUACUACUCCUCCCGCCGGCCAUAAUCCCAAAGAAACGCGGGCGGCCCUCAAAGAAGGACCUGGCGGAACGGGAGAGGAAUCAGGCGUUGGGUGUUGUUCCGGCGGCUGUGAAGCGGAAGCCGGGAAGGCCAAGGAAACAUCCACCGGUGGAGUUUCAUGAGGGUGGGGGUGAGGGCGUGGGGAUGGACUGAGGAGUAGUGAGGAGAGGAGGUGUAUAAUCAUUGUGAGCCUCAUAGAAUGGUGGCGUUAUGAACGUCUGUCUGAAAUACAAAUACUGUUGCUG
Molecule: messenger RNA, 3011 nt
Organism: Fimicolochytrium jonesii
Lineage: Eukaryota; Fungi; Chytridiomycota; Chytridiomycetes; Spizellomycetales; Powellomycetaceae
Exons: 2
Coding region: 166-2919 (917 amino acids)
Source: RefSeq, a predicted model, not a curated record